AUUAGAGCUUCUCGCUCGAAAAAAAACUUACUUGAGAUCCCCGAAGGUCUGAUAAGCUAGAUGAGGACUCAAUGGCUAGGUUUCUCUUAAUUUCAUUACGGAAUAAUCCUCUAAGAUGCAUAUCUCGUGUUCAAAGGCGGCCGCUAGCUCGCCAAUGCCAGUCGAUUUUUCAACUAGAGCACACAAGAUUCAUCCAAAAGGAGGCCACUCACGAUGAAGAUAUUCCGGGGGAUAGUUCUCAAAAUAAGGUUCUAUCCUUCCCGGAUGAGAUGAAGAAAUACACAUUCGAGGACCCGUUUCAGAUUUUUGAAGAAUCCUGUACGUUGUUAAAAGAUCAACCACCAAAGAGGCUUGAGUUUGAAGUUGGGCAAGAUAUCGUGGUUUACGGCUAUAUUGGCAAGCGAAAAGACAUGCGUUCUAACUUUAGCUUCUGUCCUUUUGAACAUAAGGAUUCUAAAGCUGAUUUUCAGAUUGUGUCCCAGUGGGAUGACCCUGAUUCCCGUCAAUAUUUCGCUCACCAAAAUUUAAAGGCUAUACCAUCUUACAGUCCGGUUAUGGUGAUGGGAACUGUCCAGGAAUCCAAACAGACUGCUACAGACCCAUUAGUAGAAGCAAAAGGCUUGAGUAAAGUGGAACUUAAAUUACAAUACAUACGAUGUCUGAACACAUUUCCCAAGGACGUCGCCGUGUCCAAGGAUACUGUGUGGCCAGCCAAGUCACGUCACAUGCAACUACGCUUCGAUCCUUUUCUUCGAGAUAGGUUAUUUUUCCGUACUUGGGUCAAGAGGUCAUUAGUACACAUUUUAUCAACCCAAGAGUUCCUCGAAAUUGAAACACCAAUUCUCUUCAAGUCGACUCCGGAGGGCGCUCGUGAAUUCUUGGUUCCGACCAGGAGGCAGGGUUAUGCGUACGCGCUGCCGCAGAGCCCGCAACAGUAUAAGCAGACUCUCAUGGCUGGCGGUAUCCAGAGGUACUACCAAUUUGCCAAGUGCUUCCGUGACGAGGACCAUCGUGCCGACAGGCAACCCGAAUUCACCCAACUAGACUUAGAGAUGGCCUUUGCUACUGGGAGGGAAGUCAUGGACCUUCUUACUAUGAUGGUUACUACUCUUUUUACCCGACUUCAUAGACAUUGGAAAAUAGUAGAAAUUAACGGCAUACGACAUCCAGUGCGCAUCAAGGAGAUGGUGGGGAAAAGGGAUUCACUAGAGACACCGGCUUCACCAGAGACUGGAUUGGCGGACGAAAUUAACACUCCGGAAAUAUCCAAUCGCUUUCCAAGACCAAAGCCUAUGACGAUUAUGACAUACGAAGAUGCAAUGGGAAGGUAUGGAUCUGACAAGCCAGACCUGCGCAUCGAAUUACCCUGGGCAUCAAAUAUAUACCAAAUAGGGGAAAAUGGAAAGGGUCUCCCUUCACGAUUUACCCAAAUGAUAUCUGACUUGCAAGAUCCUGUCGUCGAAGGCUUUAGGUUUCGUCUGUAUGACAGUCGUCCCAGCGAGUCCGUGAAAUUCAUUAGGGAAUUCAUGGACAACCUUCCCAACACUACACUCAAAAUAGGCCCCGAGAGUGUCCCAGGCGUAUUCGUCUACGAUUCUAGUAAACCGCUCUACGGAUUAUCGGCUUUAGGUCACGACGGAGCCGAAGUUCUUAACGACAUGGAGGAUAGCUGGCCUCAAUGCGAGGAUGGAGACAUUAUCAUCAUGCACGCACGGAACGACGAGCCCCUAUCCGGAGGAUCGACGGAGCUCGGCAGAAUUCGAACAGCACUCUACUGGGCUGCUGUGAAACAGGGCUUAAUACCAGAGAAUCACGAGUUCAAACUCCUCUGGGUCCACGGCUUUCCGCUCUUCUCACCGACGGGAGACGAGGUGGGACAAGGAGGCACAGCAGGAAUCUGCUCGACGCAUCACCCGUUCACGGCCCCGCUAAACGACGAGGAUUUCAAAAAUCUCAAGACAGACCCGCUCAAAGUCAGGGCUGAUCACUACGACCUUGUCAUCAACGGAGUUGAGAUCGGUGGUGGAAGCCGGCGUAUACAUGUCGCCGAAGUUCAAGAGUACGUCAUGCGAGACAUUCUCAAGAUGACGGACGAAGGAGUCAGCCAGUUCUCUCACCUUAUCGACGCCUUGAGAUCUGGAUGCCCACCGCACGCCGGAUUCGCGAUCGGUUUCGAUCGGUUGAUUUCCGUGCUACUCGACGUGCCGUCUGUUCGGGACGUCAUCGCGUUCCCCAAGACCAACAGAGGUGAAGAUCUUCUCGUUGGUAGCCCGGCAAAGGUUACACCAGAGCAGAAGAAGACGUAUCAUAUAUUCGAAGAAUCUGAUAUAAAACCUACUACGGAAUAGAGGCGUGACUACAAUGUCACAUGUGUAUAUCAGACAUAAAAUGUACCAUAAGGGACUCAAUACCACUGAUUUCAACUCUAGGAUAGAAUACCAGGCAAUAGACGAGGGGUGUAUAAAAACGAGCGAUCAAUUAUCUCGAGUACGUCCUACCGUCAACUCGGACUGUAUAUUCUAACGAACACGCCAAAAUACUGCCAUUUUCCCUUCCUGUUAUUGC
This is a messenger RNA of Annulohypoxylon maeteangense, 2565 nucleotides long. Its product is annotated as tRNA synthetases class II-domain-containing protein. Lineage: Eukaryota; Fungi; Ascomycota; Sordariomycetes; Xylariales; Hypoxylaceae. The transcript has 2 exons. Gene Ontology annotation, biological process: aspartyl-tRNA aminoacylation. Gene Ontology annotation, molecular function: aspartate-tRNA ligase activity; ATP binding. The coding region runs from base 72 to 2348 and encodes 758 amino acids. The record is from RefSeq and is a predicted model, not a curated record. Gene Ontology annotation, cellular component: mitochondrion; cytoplasm.